ACGUAGUGAUGGAAAGGGCCGUAUAAGCGUAAAAUCCGGACUCCCCAUUUGUGAUUCCCAAUACUAUUAUGGUCUUUUCCUUUUCCUACACAAAUCGCCGCCUCUCAACGAUUUUCUCAUGUAAUUUUUACGCUUGUCAGUUGGGCACAAUCUGGAAGAUAAAUGGCAGAAUAUAAUACAACCUGGGCGCUUUCAUCACAUUUGCACAGUAUAUAAUCAAGUUUUGAAAGGAAUCGGUAACAUCAAAACAAUCUUUAACCAUGCUUGUUUGUUAACAUUCUGAUCAUAGUACGCGCAUGGAACAUAUUUCAGUAAUCUGGCUACCCCUUUUCUGUACCAGUGAGCUGUUGAUCAAAUUUGCAGGGAGAGGAAGAUUAAAGGCAUAACCACAAUAAUCUAGGAAUUGUACGUGAGAUGUUAUGUGGAGCUGUAGAAAUUAAGAAUCUAAGGCCUUGAUUGUACAAGGCAUUUUUUUAUAGCAAAAAUGGCGGCGAUGAGUAUACAUAACCGUGUGCAAGCAUUUCCCAUUUCAAAUCAAAAUUCCCAAUUCGAUGAAGUCGAGUUUGAUCUGCAAAUUUAUUUCAAUCAAAUUGAACAAUCAAUGACAUGGGAAGGUGAAUUGGAUUCUCCUACGCUAUCAACUAUACAUGAACUUAGCUGUGGAGAUCCAGAAAGACGGUUUGCAGCGCUGAUUCGGCUCCCAAAAGUGUACAAUUUUAAGGAUGAAGACAUCAACGUACAGAUUGUACCUAUUUUGGUUAAUAAUCUCAGAAGAUCAGAUUGGCCCCAGCUUCAAAUUCAUGCAGCUCGCAUAUUAAGGUAUUUGGGUAAGAAAAACAUAUUCAGUUUGACUUCAACUGGGGCAGCCCCUGAGUUUGUGAAUCUUUUGGGAUCUCCCAAUGAAGAUGUGCAGCAGCAGGCAAUUUGGGCAUUACACAAUCUUGUAGAAAUGCAAGUGAAGAUCUCAGAUGGUGUCUCUCUCAAUGAAAUGUUGUUCUUGUAUCUAAAAAUUUACUUCCACCAUCGCCCUAAAGUUCAGUUUACCCUGUUCCGGGAUGCCCUGUUUCUAAUGGUAAAAAUUUCACAGUGCGAACCCAUUGACAAGACAAUUGAUUUUCUCAGACGCUUGAAGCCUCUUCUUGAAAAGGAGGAAGAUGAGGAAAUGCUGAAAGAGGUUUGCAAGGCUGUUUUGCAGUACUCCGGAGGAGUGGACGAGCGCAAAGAGGCCAUUGAGCAAACUGGAAUUUACCCAAAACUUGUGAAACUUCUCUUCCAUUCUUCGUUGGAUGUUCUGCAACCUGUGAUAAAAACAAUUGCAAACCUUGCACGGGUUGGAAUUUAUGAUGACAUUCUAAGCAACAAAGUCCUUUCCCGAAUCUUGGUAAUCUUGAGUACAGACACAAUGAAAGAACUCCAUAUCCAAAUUUGUCAGAUAAUCUCCCGUAUCACAGAAGGCACACAGGAUGAAAUUGACCUUCUAAUUAGGGCAGAUCUUUUUCAUCCGCUUGUGGGAUUCCUCUGCACAAAAGGGCAAAGCUAUGUAAAGGAAGAAGCAGCUUAUGCUAUCUGUACUGCAAUUCGUGAAGGGAGGGAAGAACAGGUGAAGUAUUUUGUAGAUCUUGGUUGUCUAGAGAUUUUGGGUGAUCUUCUUACACCAAAGGACGCUCUGCUUACAAGGGCUUGCCUUAAUAGCAUUGAGACCAUGUUGAAGGUAGCAGUUGGCAGCCAUAAAUACACAAAUCUUUUCCAAAGUGCCAGAAUAAGGACCAGAAUUUAUGAGCUAAGUGAAUUCCACAGUUCUUGGGAUUCUUACCAUGAAGAAAUCUACAAGCAAGGAAAGAGGAUUCGUAGUACUUAUCUUGAACCUUGGCCAGAUUCAGAUUCAGGUGACAAUACAAAGAAAUCUCGUAGUGCUCAUCUUGAAUCUUGGCCAGAUUCAGGUGACAGUACGAAGAAAUCUCGUAGUGCUCAUCUUGAACCUUGGCCAAAGAGAUCUCUUGAACUUUGGCCAGAUUCAAGUGACAGUACAAAGAAAUCGAACAUUCUUGUUUGUGAAGAUUGGUCAGAUUCAGAUGACAAUACAAAGAAAGCGUACAAACUUGAUAUUGAAGAUUGGGAAUAUUCUUCUUCAGAGUGUGAAGAUAAUUUUGAAUAUUGAGGACAUUUUGGAUUCCCAUGGAAUUUAGAGUUUGAAAUCGACCGUGUAUAGUGCAAUUUCUUGUAAUGCACAAGUUUAAUGCUGUGGAAAAGUCUUAAUUGAAGUUCAGUCGGAUAUGUAAGUUGUGUGCUCUUCUUUUUCAUUCAAGAUUGUAUUGAUGGUGAUAGUAGAAUGUACUCAUGUUUCAAAUGUUACUCCAAUAAGAGUUUUUAUAUAUAGAAUAUGACAUUAAUCAAUAAGAAUGUGUUAUUGAGUUCAGUUCAA
Messenger RNA from Cryptomeria japonica (Japanese cedar), 2422 nucleotides. Its product is annotated as importin subunit alpha-1b. Gene Ontology annotation, biological process: NLS-bearing protein import into nucleus. Gene Ontology annotation, molecular function: nuclear import signal receptor activity; protein binding. Bases 485 to 2158 code for a protein of 557 amino acids. The transcript has 3 exons. The record is from RefSeq and is a predicted model, not a curated record. Gene Ontology annotation, cellular component: nucleus. NCBI's taxonomy places the organism in Eukaryota, Viridiplantae, Streptophyta, Pinopsida, Cupressales, Cupressaceae.